This is a messenger RNA of Oppiella nova, 287 nucleotides long. NCBI's taxonomy places the organism in Eukaryota, Metazoa, Arthropoda, Arachnida, Sarcoptiformes, Oppiidae. The record is from the annotation of a GenBank genome assembly.
CUGGAGUGAGAAGUGAAGGGCUGUGUGUGCGACGAGUGGUGCCAUCUGUAGGCCUGUCCCGCAAACACACACUCUCUCACUCACUGUCCAAAAUGGGUCGUAUGCACGCUCCCGGAAAGGGUAUUUCCCAAUCAGCACUUCCGUACCGACGAACUGUUCCUACAUGGCUGAAGUUGACCACCGAUGACGUCGUGGACCAGAUCUGUAAGCUGGCGAAGAAGGGUAUGACUCCAUCACAGAUCGGUGUGAUGUUGAGGGACUGGCACGGCGUGGCUCAGGUCCGAUGA